AUGUCCUCAUCACCAAACGAGUCAAAGGCUCUGUGUGACUACAUCGGGAUAGAGGAGGAGGUGGACUAUGGUAGCGAUACCAGUGUCCGCGGUGAUACAGGGACAAUGUCCGGCUCACUGAUGCCUGGGGCACAAAUUUCGAACACCCUAAAUCCGUUCGCUGAAUGUGGAGGUGCGAGCGCGCCACCAGCGCAGUAUGCAGCGUCUGGGUCUGAUGAGACUAUCAUCACGAACCCGCUCGAUGAGCAACAACAACUGCUUGUUCAAAGAGAAGAAAACGCUCAGCGUCGUGUACAAAUGGCUACAACCCUUGAACGCCAGCGUGACUAUAUGCUCACCCCACCCAGUGUGGAGGAACGUCUACGUCAAGCGGCCGGCCAAACAUUGGCAACGUGGGUCAUUGGCCAUGGGCCUAAGACUCCUGAGGAGGUUGUGAGCUGCCAGGCACUUCGCGAGAGGUACCUGAUGCCGCAACUAACGACUCAAAGUCAAUACAAGGCACGCCUUGACAUGCAAGCGCGUGGUACACCGGUUCCACCGAUCAAGGGUAUACCCAUUCUCUUGUUCGCAGGCGAAACAGUGAGCGAAGAAGACGAUGCCUUUGUUCACUGGGUGCACUAUGUGCGUCGCCUCAGCAACAUUUUUGCUCUAAGGGCUAGUGCCAGUGUGGCUGACGUGCGUCUUGAACGCAAGCUUCGGUAUGAUUAUGCCAAGCUUAAGGCCAGAGGCCAAUUGCGCAAGCGCACGCGCUACGCUUCGGCUACUAAGGUAGCCGCGAGUGCUGGUCAGUCUGUGGCCAACAACCCGCCAACCCGCACCACUAGUGGUGGGGAACGGCCUCGGCCUCGAGACGACCAUGGCCACGAUGCUCAAAAGCCUCCAAAGCAUAUGGGCAGUCUUGCCGAAGGGGUACCUCAAAUUCCCAUGAGUUUUCAGACUCAGGGUACCCACGCCACUUUACCAGAUACUGCAAAGUCGGUGGCGGCCGGUGUAUCGGUGGAGGCCCACGAGAAAUUGGUUCUCGAAGUGAAGGGUCUUCAAGAGGCCUUGGGUAAGUCCCAGUGCAUGCUGGAUGCGAUGCAAAGCCGCCUUCAGGCGAUGGAGCAAGCUCAAACUCGGAGCGAGGCUCAGUUGGACUUGCUGAUUCGUCUACAGCAAUCCGGGGCAGUGCCCUUGUCGUCGGCGCAAGCGCCUCCAAGUUCACAUGGGAAGGAUCCCGGUACGGCUUAA
Messenger RNA from Peronospora matthiolae, 1230 nucleotides. NCBI's taxonomy places the organism in Eukaryota, Oomycota, Peronosporomycetes, Peronosporales, Peronosporaceae. The record is from the annotation of a GenBank genome assembly.